This is a messenger RNA of Neocloeon triangulifer, 1700 nucleotides long. Its product is annotated as peroxisomal sarcosine oxidase-like. The transcript is spliced from 9 exons. The record is from RefSeq and is a predicted model, not a curated record. Lineage: Eukaryota; Metazoa; Arthropoda; Insecta; Ephemeroptera; Baetidae. Gene Ontology annotation, cellular component: peroxisome. Gene Ontology annotation, molecular function: sarcosine oxidase activity; flavin adenine dinucleotide binding; L-pipecolate oxidase activity. Bases 114 to 1283 code for a protein of 389 amino acids.
CAAUUUUACAGCGGUUCAACUUGUCUCGCAGAGAGUAUAAUAUAAUGGGAAUCAUUUUUUAUCUGUUAAGAUGAUGCUGCGCAUCUUAUUCUCUUUUGUCAUUUUUGGGCAGGAUGGCGGAGCAUUACGACUACAUCGUCAUUGGAGCAGGAAUUGAGGGUUCUUGGACAGCGUAUCAAUUAAUAAAGGGAUGGGAAAAGGCACCGUCGGUUUUGCUUCUGGAGCGCUUCCCACUUCCCCACAGCCGCGGCAGUUCCCACGGGCAAACAAGAAUAAUUCGAAAUGCUUAUCCCGAGAGUUACCACACUGCGAUUAUGCCGACGGCGUUCGCAGAGUGGCAGAAAUUGGAAAAUGAGUCAGGCGCAAUACUUUUGGUUUCCAAACCAUUGUUGCUCAUCGCAGACGAAAAAGGCUACCAAAAGAUGGACACAAUAAUUGACUGUGUAAACAAAGAAAAGGAAAAACAGCCUGGAGUAAAAAUUGAUUUAAAAGAGCUUUCCAACGAUGAGCUCAAAAGACAGUUUCCCCAAGCGAAUAUUAUGGAUUGGCACCGAGGAUGCGUUGAAUACACAGCAGGAAUAUUGCGAGCUGACAAAUGUCUGGCCACAGUUCAAAGCAAAUUCAAGAAAUUGGGAGGCGUAAUUAGGGACGGAUUUGAAGUGACAUCAGUGGUGCCUGGAGAGACGGUUACUGUUAAAGGUCAAUUAAACUACCAGGAGGCACAAGUGUCAACUUCUAAAUUGGCUAUUUGUGCCGGGCCUUGGGCCUCAAAAUUGAUUGACCCCCUUUUGUUGAAAAAACUACCCCUGCAGACGUUGCGCAUUUUGGUAUUUUACUGGAAAAUCAAAGAAAACGGCCCAGGGGCCAUCCCAACUAGUUUCAUCGAUUGCGGCGAAGCAGAUUUCUGGGGCAUUCCCGAGCUAGAGUACCCAGGCUUGUAUAAAUUAUGCAAUCCUUCGUACAGCGAUUUUGUAGAUCCUGAUGACCGAGAUAAAAAUAUUGGCCAUCCAGACUAUGCUUCCAUGUCAAAUUACAUAGAAGAUAAUUUUCCUGGCUUGGAGAGCAAGCCAUCAAUUGUUGAAACUUGCAUGUACACAGUAACACCAGAUUUGACAUGCAUAUUGGACACAAUUCCAGGCCACGGAAAUAUUGCAUUUGGAUGUGGAUUUUCGGGAAUUGGAUUCAAAAAAGCGCCUGCUGUUGGAAUUAUGUUGAAGCAGCUAUUAAAUCCAGGCGAUAAAAAAAUAUUGGAUCCGUCUGCUUUUGCACUCGGAAGGUUUUAAUUAUAGCGACACAUUAAUAUAAUUAUAAAAUAAAAAGUAAUAAAAUAUUAAAAAUCUUAAUUAAAAUUGAUAAAAAAAAAAUGAAACGUUCCAUUAUGUGAGGAGAUGAGAGAUCCUAUAAAUUUAAUAUUAUGCUACUUUUGGUUGAAGUAAUAAGGCGCAUCUGUGUACCCCCCCCCCCCCCCCCCGCGGCCGGGGGUGGCAAUUCAACUGAGACCAUGAAAGCAAAACACCUGGCAACGGUAGUGUUAUUGGUCACGCGGGUGGCGGCAAUCGAUUAAAAUCAGCAUUCCACGUUACUAAAAGCGAGCGUAAAAAUGACGACGGUCAACUUUUUUGUUAGAGGCGAAAUCGCGACUGUUGAAAAUUUCAACGCAGACUCACUUUUCUUGAGUUACUGCAUAUUGCUCCCUAAUG